AUGGAUUUCUACACCUACCCUGUUGAUAUACAACAAUGCAAUCGACUCAUUGCUAGUGCCAUUGCGAUCACUGCGAUCUGUGCACAAUACACCACCCUGAUCAUGGCUCAACCAGAAGCUCACAACAAUACUAUGAAGUCCCAGCCUGCGCACUGGAUAAAUGAGGAGAUCACUGUCCUCAUCAACCAUAUGUAUGACCAUUGCACGGACAGUGAAGGCUCUGGCAACUUCAAGCCACAGGUCUACACUUCCGCUGUAACGACCAUCAAUGAUGAUCCCAACCUUCAACCAAUGCAGAUCGGUCCAGCAAAGACUGUUGACAUUGUAUUGCCUUUUCAUGCUAUCUCGUUAUCUUGUUCACCUUCAGUACCACACUGUUCAACGUCUUCUUGUCUUCUUGCACCUUAUGGCGCAUCCGCACGUUAA
Molecule: messenger RNA, 426 nt
Organism: Suillus discolor
Lineage: Eukaryota; Fungi; Basidiomycota; Agaricomycetes; Boletales; Suillaceae
Exons: 1
Coding region: 1-426 (141 amino acids)
Source: RefSeq, a predicted model, not a curated record